Messenger RNA from Photinus pyralis (common eastern firefly), 1158 nucleotides. RefSeq names its product transmembrane protein 68-like. Gene Ontology annotation, cellular component: membrane. Gene Ontology annotation, molecular function: acyltransferase activity. The coding region runs from base 139 to 1035 and encodes 298 amino acids. NCBI's taxonomy places the organism in Eukaryota, Metazoa, Arthropoda, Insecta, Coleoptera, Lampyridae. The record is from RefSeq and is a predicted model, not a curated record. The transcript has 5 exons.
GAUUACUCUUUAAUUUCAGUGGGAAUGUAUUAGAGACAAACAUUUCUUGAUACUUGAUACUUUGGCAUAUGCUUGGCGUAGAGACGAAAAUUUUUUCUUAUCAAAAUACGCAAAUAAGCGCGGGUGUCAAGAAACAUCAUGGUGAUCGUAUGGAUGUUAUUGCUACUACUUGCGGUUAUUCUUCUUCCAUUUAUGAUAGCUGUUUUACUAUACCAAAGUGCUUUAAUUGUAACUGUUUACGUGAUAUACUGCAAAAUAUUACGAAAGCCAUAUGAUCUCCUUACUACGACAAAUAAUGUUGCAUCCAGAGCGCAUAGAUACACAUGGUACCUGCAUGGUCGGAUAUGGAACGGCUAUGAAGUGCAAGGAUUAGAAAACAUACCCGAUUCUGGACCUGCUUUACUCAUUUUUUAUCACGGAGCAUUGCCUAUAGACAUCUACUAUUUACUGGUGACCGUUUUUUUUCACAAAGACAGGAUACUACAUGUGGUUGCGGAUUACUUCCUUUUUAAGGUACCAGGCCUGAAGACUUUACUGGAUUGCAUGGGUGUAAUAGCGGGAUCACAGGAAACAUGCACAAAAACUCUCAAAGACGGAAACUUGUUGGCAAUAUUCCCCGGAGGUGUUUACGAAUCCCAAUUUAGCCAUGAGUACAAUUUACUAUGGAAAAAUCGAGUGGGUUUCGCGAAGGUUGCCAUUAAUGCCAAAGUGCCAAUCAUUCCGGUGUUCACCGAAAAUGUGCGUGAAGCGUAUAGGACACUACGUACAGGAAGAUCAUUUUUUGAAAAGAUCUACAACGCAACUAAAUUUCCGUUCACCCCGAUCUACGGUGGGUUUCCGGUAAAAUUAAUCACUCAUAUUGGUAAGCCAAUACCGUACGACCCGGAAUUAUCUCCAGAGCAGCUCAAAAUGAAGGUGGCAAACGCCAUUGAAGAGUUAAUUGCAAAACAUCAGCGAACACCUCCAAGCAUUUUGCGAGCAGUGAUUGAUAGAAUUCCGGCAUUUAGAGUCAAACACAAAGAUCAUAAACAGUAGUGGUAGGAACCAUGGUUAAAAGAUUAAAGGUGGUGCUAUACCUGUACUUCCCACCACUUUUUCUUUACAGUAUUAUAAGGAUUACGUAAUUGACAGUUGCACCUAAUUAUUUUUUAAUAGAAU